AUCUAUCGACAAUAGUGCGGAAGAGAGAAGAGUGUCACUGGUUAGAUUAAAAUCCGAAGUUAAACCAUGGACUACAAAUGAAGACCUAUCUUCUGAGUUAUCUGGUACUAGAAUGCUGAAACCAUGCGGUAAACUUAAAUUAACAAGUAAAGGUCCAAAUAAGGAAAUUCAAUAUGUUGUUAAAGGUUGGUGUGAUAGCCGAUUUCAAUAA
Molecule: messenger RNA, 211 nt
Organism: Ogataea philodendri
Lineage: Eukaryota; Fungi; Ascomycota; Pichiomycetes; Pichiales; Pichiaceae
Exons: 1
Source: RefSeq, a predicted model, not a curated record